UUUAGAAAAUAAAGUCUCAAUUAGUGCAAGAAAUGUAACAAUGGCUGACAUUAUACAUAAUGUUGCUGAGUUGUACAAGUGUCGGAGGUGGUCUUUUUAUUCUUUUAGUGUUUCCUAAAUGUCAAUGUCGACAUAAGGCCUUUAAUGUUCUUUUUCACUUUUGUUUACCCUUUCUUCCCUUUAUUUACUGCGCAUGUUUGCUUUAUUUGUCCGUGACUUUUGAAAUUUUUGAAGGCACUGCGCAGCAAAACCGGUCACAAAACAAAAAAAAAAUCGAUUUUGUGUGAUGGAAAAAAAGGUAUAUAAAGGGCACAUUUUCUGCCAACUCUC
Mucor mucedo is the source of this 330-nucleotide messenger RNA. RefSeq lists its product as uncharacterized. The record is from RefSeq and is a predicted model, not a curated record. The transcript has a single exon. The coding region runs from base 60 to 287 and encodes 75 amino acids. NCBI's taxonomy places the organism in Eukaryota, Fungi, Mucoromycota, Mucoromycetes, Mucorales, Mucoraceae.